Molecule: messenger RNA, 210 nt
Organism: Punctularia strigosozonata HHB-11173 SS5
Lineage: Eukaryota; Fungi; Basidiomycota; Agaricomycetes; Corticiales; Punctulariaceae
Exons: 2
Biological process (GO): nuclear-transcribed mRNA poly(A) tail shortening
Cellular component (GO): P-body
Molecular function (GO): translation repressor activity; mRNA binding
Source: RefSeq, a predicted model, not a curated record
AUGGCUGCGGCCUCCCUCGACGUUAACUUCAAGGAGGAACUCAGCGCCAUCGAGCAAUGGUUCAAGGUUCUCUCCGAAGCCGAGCGCACCGCGGCGCUCUACAGCCUCCUGCAGCACUCGACGCAGGUCCAGAUUCGCUUCUUCAUCACCGUCCUGCAGCAGAUGGCGCGCUCGGACCCGAUGACCGCGCUCCUCAGCCCGGCCGUCGGC